This is a messenger RNA of Annulohypoxylon maeteangense, 609 nucleotides long. RefSeq lists its product as uncharacterized. The record is from RefSeq and is a predicted model, not a curated record. The transcript has a single exon. Lineage: Eukaryota; Fungi; Ascomycota; Sordariomycetes; Xylariales; Hypoxylaceae. Bases 1 to 609 code for a protein of 202 amino acids.
AUGAAGACUUCUAGCAUCUUUGCGUCUGCUAUCUUUGCAGCUGCCACAUUGGCUAUCCCUAUUGGUAGGGGUUCUAUUCGAUCUUCCGCCGGUCUUCCGAGCGGUUACUCCUUAUCUAACCUUACUUGGACAGGAAACAUCACUGAAGAUGGUCCCGAGAUGUCGUUUACUGGCUUUAGCUUCCGGGACAUUGAUGCACAGAUUCUCGAUGUCAAUCCAGAUUUCACAUGGCCUGAUGUAAACGGUACUGAUCCAGCAGUUACCUCUCGGUCAGAAGCCUGGCUCACUUGUGACCCGAACAAUAUUUGGUACGCUCAAGCGUUCCGGAUCGAGGAAGGUAUCGAUUAUCUCUCGAAGAAGACGGGUCAAUGCCAUAUGGAUGCCGGCCCGAGGGUCUGCACCCGAAUCUCUUGUAGUUAUAAGAGUGCAAUUUGGUGGUGUAACGACAACACGGAUCCUAUCGAGGAGAAUUGCCUGCUCUGGUCGCAUUAUGCACAAGAAAUUCUAGAUUCAUGCCGGUCUAAUGACGCUUCUAAUAGGGUCAGAGGCCAAAAGUUCUCCUCCGCAGAUUGGAAUAUCAUGAUCGGUUUCGAUGAUGAUCAUUGUUAG